Oryzias melastigma (Indian medaka) is the source of this 5548-nucleotide messenger RNA. RefSeq names its product aryl hydrocarbon receptor nuclear translocator-like protein 2. The transcript is spliced from 17 exons. Gene Ontology annotation, molecular function: DNA-binding transcription factor activity, RNA polymerase II-specific; RNA polymerase II cis-regulatory region sequence-specific DNA binding; protein dimerization activity. Gene Ontology annotation, cellular component: nucleus; aryl hydrocarbon receptor complex; transcription regulator complex. Gene Ontology annotation, biological process: regulation of transcription by RNA polymerase II. Bases 573 to 2441 code for a protein of 622 amino acids. The record is from RefSeq and is a predicted model, not a curated record. NCBI's taxonomy places the organism in Eukaryota, Metazoa, Chordata, Actinopteri, Beloniformes, Adrianichthyidae.
GAGGAGACCAGGAAGUACAGUCAGAGUGAGACGUCAUUCCCGCCGAGGUCACGGCGCGAGGCAGCAGAACUUGGAGCAAAGUCAGCCCCCGAUGCGCGCGAGGCUUUUAUUCAGGUCACUAAUUAAUUAAAUAAAUAAAUAAAUAAAAAGCCCAGUUCGGGCUUCCCGCCUCAGCUGAGCUCUCCAUUCAGAGCAUAGCUCCAGAUGAGCGCGUGGGGUUCAAGCGAGGCCAGCUCACGUGCGACAAACUCGCGUGCGUGUAGACAGAAAUGAAUGAACACACUAUGAAUGAGACAAAAGGAGAAGAGGCGCGCGCGCGAACCCUGCCCUCCUUUCCUCGUUUCCUAAAGGACGUAGGUCUCUCACGUUUCCGCCCCCCUCCUCCCCCCUUCCUCCUCCCUCACGCGACGAGGGGGGAAGAGGAGGGUGAUAGGAGAAAAAAAUGAAGUCAAUUAUACAAGCGCGCGGCUCCAUGCAGCUCCCUCCUCUCCUGAACCUCUACAGCUGGUGGCGGAACAUGCGCCGCGGCUCCGCGUAGCCUCCACCGGGAACACCGGCUCCGCUCUGCAGGCAUGUCGGCUGACGGCUCGGACCCGGCGGCGGACAAACCGGCAGAUUGUGGCGAGGAGGAGGAGGGAUCGUGCACAGCAGGAUCCUCGAUGCCAGCUGUCGAGCUGCCAAGAAAACGAAAGGGAGAUGUCGAGGAGAGGUCAAACACCCACGCGCAGCACGGCCUCGACUGCCAAAUGGACGAUGACGUCAGCAGAUCUGAAGGCGAGGAUCAGCAGGUCAAAAUGAAAUGUUUCAGGGAGCCUCACCGCCAGAUUGAGAAGCGGCGACGAGACAAAAUGAACAAUCUCAUCGACGAGCUGUCCGCCAUGAUCCCCGCUUGUCAGCCCAUGGCGCGAAAACUUGACAAGCUAACCGUGUUACGGAAAGCCGUCCAGUAUCUGAAAUCCCUCAAAGCUGGGACGAGCGGCGCCUUCACAGACACCACCUGCAAGCCUUCGAUCCUGCCCCAUGAUGACCUCUGGCACCUGCUGCUCCGGACGGCUAACGGCUUCCUGUUAGUCGUGAGAUGCGAUCGCGCUAAAAUCCUCUUCAUCUCAGAGUCCGUCUCCAAGAUCCUCAACUUCAGUCAGUUGGAGUUGACCGGCCAGAGCUUGUUCGACUUCAUUCACCCCAAAGACAUCAACAAAGUAAAGGAGCAGCUGUCGUCCUCAGAGUUGCUCCCUCGCCAGCGCCUCAUCGAUGCAUCGACUGGAGUUCAGGUCCCGGUGGAGGCCCCCGUCAGAACCCACCACAUGUCCACCGGAGCUCGCCGCUCCUUCUUCUGCCGCAUGAAGCACAGCCGGGUUGCAGGGAAGCACGAGGACAAGCACGCACUGCCCAACGCCUCCAAAAAGAAAGACGGUUACAGAUACUGCACGCUGCACUGCACCGGAUACAUGCGCAGCUGGCCCAGCAGCCAGCUGGACCCGGAGGGCGACGCCGUCGACAAGGACACCUCCAGCAUGAGUUGCCUGGUGACCAUGUGCCGCCUCCACUCCCACGUGUCCUACCAGGUCCCCAAAGACGUCAAAGUCCGAGCCACAGAGUUUGUUACCCGCUGUGCAAUCGACGGCAAGUUCACUUUUGUAGAUCAGCAAGCCACUACGGUUAUCGGCUAUCUGCCUCAGGAGGUUCUCGGCACAUCCUGCUACGAAUACUUCCAUCAGGACGACCUGCAGCACCUGGCAGCCAAACACAGACAAGUUCUUCGAAGCAAAGAGAAGAUCGAGACGCAGAGCUACAAGUUCAAGACUAAAUACGGAUCCUACAUUUCCCUCCAAAGUCAGUGGUUUACCUUCACCAACCCGUGGACCAAAGAAGUGGAAUUUAUUGUGUCUUUAAACAGGGUUGUCCCGGGGCCCGGUCACACCAAGGAUGAGGAGGCGGGAGCUUCAAAAGCACUUCAUGAAGACACCAAGCCGCUUAGUGACAUCCCCGGCCUCUCCGACAGCGUCGGCACCAUGAUUUACGCAGGAAGCAUCGGGACGCAAAUCGCUAACGAGCUCAUCGACACCUAUAGAGCAAACUCGUCUCCAUCAAGUGGGUCUUCAAGUCCUUUCGGCCCCGCGCUGGAGAAAUGUCCGCAGGCCAGCAAGAGCGCCAGUGAGCCGUCGGAGACCAAAGCACUUCCUGUUCAGGCGAGAAGAGACGAGGAAGCGGGCAGCUCUUCACAGUCUCAGUCGGGCUCCAGGACAGAUGAAAGUGUGAGCGGUGCGGCAUCAGAGAGCACAGGCGAGACCUCCCAGCUGGACCUGGAGAUCAUGGGGGUUUCGGGGCUGAGCAGCUUCAGCAGCGACGAGGCAGCCAUGGCGGUCAUCAUGAGCCUGCUGGAGACGGACGUGAACAUGGGUCAAUCGGGGGACUUUGACGACCUUCACUGGCCUUUUUAGAGGGAGCUCAGCCCUCCUCUUUUGUGCCGUUUUACAUGUUGCCAUUUGGUGAGAACUUCACAGUUCAGUCAAUCGUCUGAAGUCUUACCUGACCUUGCACCGCUGAACAAUCAUUAGACUCGCGCCAAAAGGACGCAACUUUUCAUACUUGAUGACCGCUGGGAAGAAGCUGAUUGGAACUUUGGAGUCUCCCCUGAUGGUCGCCUGGUUCUUGCUUGAAGGAAGGCGAGGUUAAAGUGCCCCAGUAGCCUGUGGUGACCCAGUGUCUUCCUCUGAGACAUUAUCUGAACGCGUCCUGCAGCAGAACGAUGCAUCUGCUCUGCUGGCCUUGGUGACCACGAUCAGACUGCCACGUGCACUGCUGCUAGAGAAACUCCUCGACUUUCCCACGUCCUCGAUGACUGUCAUGUGUUUUAAUGCAAACUCUGAUUGUAUGUUCUAAGCUCUUAUUUUGGAGAGGAUCCCCCUUGAACAAACUUCAAAGUUAAACAGAAACCCAGACGAGCAACAUUUAAGAUCCAACCCCACCACUCCACGUAUGAGCUGUAAAGGGUUGGUGGGUCAUGUAGGUGUCUUGUAAAUUUAUUUAAAGAUUUUUAAACACCCUUUACCCACCUUAGGCUGAACAGUGCAGCCUCCAGUGCUAGACAGUCUAGCUCAGGGAUCUGCAACUUUAAACUCUAACAGAUUCAGUGUUUUAACGUCCAAAACUCAGCAAGAAAAGAUCACUGUUUAGUAAAAGUAAAAUUACUAAAAUUUAUGGUUAUAUCAUCCAUCCAUCUUCUUAACCCGAAGAAUCUCUUUGGAGCAUAUCCUGGCUACUGUUAUGUGAGGGUUGCUGGAGCCUAUCCUGGCUACUGUUAUGUGAGGGUUGCAGGGUCAUUUAUAACAUAACUUUUACAGAUUUACAAUUAUUGAAUUAUGACAGGAUUAUGUUUUUCUACAAAUAAAAACUCCACUCUGUGUCCUUAGCAUUUUUACUCAGUUGGUAUUUUCUAUCAUUGGAAAAAAAAUGUUAAAACAAAUCUAAACAUGUAUGAAAAGAUAACAAGAAAUUAGCCAAAACUAUAACACAUUUAAUCAAAUAGUUUGUAUUUUAAUUUUCAAAGAGUCACAACGGAGAGAUAAAAGAUCCGCUCGUCUCUCUGGAGCUGCAGGUUGCAGACCGCGGGGCUAGCUUGUGGUGGAUGAGGAUCCGGUAGUCUGACGGUGCAUUCACUCUGACCAUAUCUGGGAUUAACUGUAGUCCACCUAUGAAUCCUUAUGAGGUGUGCUGGCAGUGUGAGUGCACAAAGGGAGUGAGGAUAACAGAGAAAAGUAAAUCCACGCCACCACAAGCUGGAAGAAGUCUGAAAGGCAGGCGUCCUCACCGGUUUUGCUCCUUCCUGGUUCCAGCUUGUUUUAGAUAAAAUGACCUCCAAAUAAACAGUUUUUAUUUCUGUAAGGUCAUCUAGAUGCACGAGAUACCUUCAUCCCCCGCUUGAGCUUGCCUGACUUUUCUGGAAUCAAGCACUUGAAGAAAAACUGACAUAGAAACCAGUUAUUCUUGAUUUAGCACAGAGAGCUCCUAAGGUCAAAAACUACACAUGUAUGCUUCACUUUAGGAACGUUUCUGAUCAAAUACACGGAGAGUUUUAUCUUUUCAAUACAUAAGAAAAUAAAUCCAAUGUCCAAAAAGACAACCACUUAACCUGUAGUGGUCUUUGGCCUUUUGAGCUUUUAUUCUACUUUCCAUUUUGGGUUUAGGGGCAAUACAUGAUAUCCAUCUUUUUACUAUAACUCCAGGUGAUUUUUGAAACAGAUAUGCACACGAGUGCCACCAUAAACCUGGAAUUGUUCAAAAACUCAGUUGUGAGUCAUUUUUCUACUGCACAAAUCAAUUGAGAUCAAACAGUUUUUAUGUGAUCUAACAAAGGUAAAACGUGUAGAGACAAAACAAUCCAACAACACCGGGUCAAAAACAGUUUAAAAAAUCUAAAAAACAGGCUAUGCUCCAAAUAACUAUAUGUAAUGUUCAAAGGAUCUAUUCAAAGACUAUCACAAUCAUGUGUGGUAACUCUUUUGAAAGUUUGACGUCAGAUUUGGAAUAAAAACUGACGAUGGGAUCGCUGUCAUUCCUACGUCUACUACUAUGGGUUAAGUUUCUGUAUCAGAGACAAUAAUUCCACAGACUUAAACAUAUCAGUUAGACUCUUCUUUGACAAAAAAAAAAAAACAAAACAAAAAAAAACCCUUUUUAGCAUCAAACUGGAGGAAAUAGUUGUAGAGAAAACAGGCGAGAGGAUUUAGCCUAAAAACUUCCAAUUUGACGACCUUUAGAAGUGGGAAUGUUCAUAGUUGGAGUGUUGUGGUUCUCUGGUGAUGGAGAUCCAUCACAAAGAGAUGUGGCUGUCCUGCUACACCGGUUCCAGUGUUUUCUGGAUCAGGUUCACCCCUGCUGAACAGGUUGUUUGCCAUGAAGAUGAUGUUAUAAACCCAAACGCCAUAACCCCAAGUUUUAUCAGAUGUCUGAACUACAGAGUGGGUAAAAAAGAAAUUCACCAAGAAAUUGUCCCGUGGUUUAUAGCCCUGAAUUCUUGUAGUCGGAUGUAGUCUGAGCUGCGCGUGGAUUUAACAGUCCGGCUCUGAAACAGCACUCCAGAACCAUCAGCGGUUCUUUGACUCUCAAAAUAUCAUGUGACUGACUUGCCUCGUACAAAUGUUACUUCUGACAAAGGUUCUGUUGUAAAUCAUCAGUUCUGAUGCUCUUUGCUGUCGCCAUCUGUGCCGUUUGAAAACGGAACGCGGCGCUUUCGGAUCACGGCCCGCUUUCAAGAGACUAAAUGUGCUUGUUUGUUUGUGAAAACUCGUCAAACGUCUGCUGUAUCUAGGAAUGGAAGUCCAUGUAAACGACGGUAAAAUAGUUUGUUUCUUAAACUGUCAAAUGUUUUUUUUCUAUAAAAGUUAGACUCCAAAAUUAGAAUUCAGGAAAGAUAUUCUUGUACAGAAGUGACUAAAAUGCUGACUGUGGUGCUUCGUCAAACUAGUUUUUGUACAGCUUUUGCAAAACUGUUUAUCAAUGAAGUGGAGUCCACACAAACGCAAUACCGAAUAAAGUUUUAUACAAA